Cygnus olor (mute swan) is the source of this 6670-nucleotide messenger RNA. It is a transcript of the gene ANKRD28, whose product is annotated as ankyrin repeat domain 28. Bases 1699 to 4950 code for a protein of 1083 amino acids. Lineage: Eukaryota; Metazoa; Chordata; Aves; Anseriformes; Anatidae. The record is from RefSeq and is a predicted model, not a curated record. Gene Ontology annotation, molecular function: protein binding. Gene Ontology annotation, cellular component: cytoplasm. The transcript has 28 exons.
GAGCUCCUUGUCUUCAAGGAGUUAAGCAAGGGCUGUGAUGCUGCUCUGUCCGGUGCCAUACGAAAGCAGUUAAAACACUGGAAUUGUUUACUGCCGAAAUCCUUGUUAGUCAGCAGAGCCACUUACACCAGAUUUCUUUGCGGUUUUUAGUGGAAAAUAUUAAACAGUCGCUUUUGCUUCAGUUACAGAAAUUUUACGUUUUCGGCUGAGUUAGUCACAGAGCUGGCACAAGCGUAUCUGCAAAGACUGCCCCCAAAAAAGGCGCCUUUUUCCUUUUUCCUUUUUUUUUUUUUUUUUUUUAUGCCAGAGGAAGUUACACUGAGAGCAGCAGCUCGGCUCUGUAAGUGUGACAUGUGAGCAUUACGAGGCAUUUCAGCCUGCGAGCCUGCAGUCGGUGCUCAGUUGGAGCGCCGCCGUGGCUGCGCGUCGUGCUCUGCUCGGACAGGCAGGCUUGUAUAAGCUGAUCAUAUAAUUUAGCUUGUCAGGGAAAAAAACAAACAAACUGAUAAGCAGAACCUCUAACCGAAGAGGAAAAUCAGGUUGGCACAGUGACAGCUGUUCGAAUAAAGAACUUGGCUCAGAGAAGAUGCACGGAGUCUGAUUUUUUUUUUUUCAUUUUUUUUUUUCUCCGCUCGAUCUGAAUGAAGACUCUCAUGGGAACUGCAUUCACGUGGUGAUCGAAAGAACCACUUGAGUGAUGAACUGCUUUUGCAGAAGAAGUCUAGGGCAGCAGUUUGAGCUUCUGUGUGCGGUGGCUCGCUCGUUUUGCUGAAGCCUUCCGCCUCAUCGGUGUUCCCGCCUGACGCCUUCCCUGAUGGAGGAGCCACGGCUGCUGCCUGGGGAAGGGAAAAGGAACGCUCCGCAUCGCUUGUGGCACUGACGGAGUAAAACUACCCGCGUUUCUGUCAGCUGGGGAGCCUGGGUUAAACCGGCGACAUUAUUCGAGGAGUUGCAUUGUCCCCGUGGUCUGACUCAUCGCAUGUAAAUGUACUGCAGCCUCACCGUACAUUGCAGAUAUUUUCAUCGCAUGGGAAAGAGUUAUUUGCCUCUCUCCGCGUUCUGAGCAACUGCUGGAAAACAGAUGUCCUUUUUGGACGGACUCUUUUCGCCGCCGAGGGAUGGAGCCGUAGAAGCGCAGCAGGGUCAGAGCCCGCGUUUGUUUUCGGGCAGCGGAGAGCCCGCUGCUGUUGGCCGCCGCCUGACCGUGCAGGACCGCGUCUAGCCGCGGCCGUCUCCGUCGGGGCGAUUGUUCCCCGCUGGUGCUCUGCGGAACGGGGUCGUGGCUCCCGCAACAAUGCCUGCCCUGUGCGGGUAGAGGCGUGCUGCUGCAGCGGGGCUGGUAACGGGGGCAGAGCUGUCAGACAGUGCUGGUGUAAGCGGCCUGGAUCUAGGGAUAUUGGUAUCAGCUGUUCCACAGCCCUUCUGUUGCGGUUUCGAUGUUUCGUGGCGUUUUAUUUAGGAGAAGAACUUCUUUAACGACUCGGGGGGGUUCAAUCUGAAAAAUGAAGCGUGGGGGGGGAUUGCGAUGUCCUUUUUUAAUCAGUCGUGCGCCAGCAGCAGCACUCACAAGUCCGUGAGUGUGUGUGAGACAGGUGAGAGCACCUCCAAUGUGCUCCCUGGUGUGAUACCUGCAGCCUGCUUCCAGAAACACAGUUGCUGGCGUUUUUUUGUUGGCUUUUGCUUCCUCAAACGGAUCGAAUGAGUCGGGUCUGUAUUGUUGUUUUGGAGGAGGAGGAAGAUGAUGCUCCCACAUUUAUUUCCAAAUUGCCUCAGGAAAAUAUAUCUUUACGUCCAUCGCCCUCUGGAAACGUGCUGCCACCAUUGGUUCAAGCUAUAUUUAAUGGAGAUCCUGAUGAAGUUCGAGCACUAAUAUUUAAGAAAGAAGAUGUUAACUUUCAGGAUAAUGAGAAAAGGACCCCUUUACAUGCUGCUGCCUAUCUGGGAGAUGCAGAAAUUAUUGAACUACUUAUUUUAUCUGGAGCUAGAGUUAAUGCCAAAGACAGCAAAUGGUUGACUCCUUUACACAGAGCUGUGGCAUCUUGUAGUGAGGAUGCUGUUCAGGUGUUGUUAAAGCAUUCAGCAGAUGUCAAUGCUCGUGAUAAGAACUGGCAGACACCCCUACAUAUAGCAGCUGCAAAUAAAGCUGUGAAAUGUGCUGAGGCUUUGGUGCCUCUUCUAAGUAAUGUAAAUGUGUCUGAUCGAGCAGGCAGAACUGCGUUGCAUCAUGCAGCCUUCAGUGGACACGUUGAGAUGGUCAGCUUACUGUUGUCUAGAGGAGCCAAUAUUAAUGCAUUUGACAAGAAAGACAGAAGAGCUAUACACUGGGCAGCAUAUAUGGGUCAUAUUGAAGUUGUGAAAUUACUUGUGGCCCAUGGAGCUGAAGUAACGUGCAAAGACAAGAAAUCAUAUACACCCUUACAUGCUGCAGCAUCUAGUGGGAUGAUCAGUGUAGUCAAAUACCUUCUAGACCUUGGAGUUGAUAUGAAUGAACCAAAUGCCUAUGGAAAUACUCCACUCCAUGUGGCUUGCUACAACGGACAAGAUGUUGUAGUGAAUGAACUCAUAGACUGCGGUGCUAAUGUGAAUCAAAUGAAUGAGAAAGGUUUUACACCUUUGCACUUUGCUGCUGCGUCGACACAUGGAGCAUUGUGUUUAGAACUUUUGGUCUGCAACGGAGCAGAUGUAAAUAUGAGGAGUAAAGAUGGGAAAACACCUUUGCACAUGACAGCAAUCCAUGGUAGAUUUUCAAGAUCUCAAACCAUCAUUCAAAACGGAGCUGAAAUAGACUGUGAAGAUAAGAAUGGAAAUACUCCUUUGCACAUAGCAGCUAGAUAUGGCCAUGAGCUAUUAAUCAACACUCUGAUUACGAGUGGUGCUGACACUGCAAAGCGGGGUAUACAUGGGAUGUUUCCUCUCCAUUUGGCAGCAUUAAGUGGAUUUUCAGACUGCUGCAGAAAGCUCCUCUCAUCAGGUUUUGACAUAGACACACCAGAUGACUUUGGCAGAACUUGUCUUCACGCAGCUGCAGCUGGAGGGAAUUUGGAGUGCCUAAAUCUUCUCCUAAAUACUGGUGCAGACUUCAACAAAAAGGACAGAUUUGGGAGAACUCCACUCCAUUAUGCUGCUGCCAAUUGUAAUUACCAGUGCCUGUUUGCCCUUGUGGGAUCUGGAGCUAGUGUGAAUGACCUUGAUGAGAGGGGUUGUACACCUCUGCACUAUGCAGCUGCAUCAGACACAGAUGGAAAGUGCCUGGAAUACUUGCUAAGAAAUGAUGCCAAUCCAGGGAUCCGAGACAAACAAGGAUACAAUGCAGUUCACUAUUCUGCUGCUUAUGGUCAUCGCUUAUGUCUUGAAUUGAUUGCGAGCGAAACGCCUCUAGAUGUUCUAAUGGAAACAUCAGGUACUGACAUGCUGAAUGAUUCAGACAACAGAGCACCUAUAAGCCCACUGCAUUUAGCUGCCUACCAUGGCCACCAUCAAGCUCUGGAAGUGCUGGUACAGUCACUGCUGGACCUUGAUGUGAGGAAUAACAAUGGAAGGACACCACUGGAUCUUGCUGCCUUCAAGGGACACGUGGAAUGUGUAGAUGUGCUCAUUAAUCAAGGAGCGUCAAUCUUGGUGAAAGAUUAUGUUGUAAAGAGAACCCCAAUACAUGCUGCAGCUACAAAUGGUCACUCAGAAUGUUUGCGACUAUUGAUAGGAAAUGCAGAGCCACAGAAUGCAGUGGACAUUCAAGAUGGAAAUGGACAGACUCCUCUGAUGUUGUCAGUUCUCAAUGGGCACACCGACUGCGUUUAUUCACUCCUUAACAAAGGAGCAAACGUAGAUGCCAAAGACAAGUGGGGAAGGACUGCAUUGCACAGAGGGGCAGUUACUGGGCACGAGGAAUGUGUGGAAGCAUUGCUUCAACAUGGUGCUAAGUCCUUAUUACGAGACUGUAGGGGGCGAACCCCUAUACACUUGUCAGCUGCAUGUGGACAUAUAGGUGUUCUGGGAGCUCUCUUGCAGUCAGCUACAUCUGUGGAUGCAGUACCUGCAAUAGCAGACAAUCACGGCUAUACAUCGCUGCACUGGGCCUGUUAUAAUGGUCAUGACAGUUGUGUAGAGCUCCUCCUGGAACAGGAAGUUUUCCAGAAAGUGGAGGGAAAUUCUUUCAGUCCGUUGCAUUGUGCUGUGAUAAAUGACAAUGAAGGUGCUGCAGAAAUGUUAAUUGAUACUCUAGGUGCUGGUAUUGUAAAUUCAACAGAUUCAAAAGGAAGGACUCCUCUUCAUGCAGCAGCUUUUACAGAUCAUGUCGAGUGUCUACAGCUUCUGCUCAGUCACAACGCUCAAGUAAAUGCUGUAGAUGCUUCUGGGAAAACACCUUUAAUGAUGGCUGCAGAAAAUGGGCAGACAAAUACAGUUGAGGUGCUGGUUAGCAGUGCUAAGGCUGAUCUGACUUUGCAAGACAGUUCUAAGAACACAGCACUCCAUUUGGCUUGCAGCAAGGGUCAUGAAACUAGUGCCUUGUUAAUACUGGAGAAGAUUACGGAUAGAAACCUCAUCAAUGCCACCAAUGCAGCCUUGCAAACGCCUCUGCAUGUUGCUGCUCGAAAUGGACUAACGGUUGUAGUUCAAGAACUUUUAGGAAAGGGAGCAAGUGUACUUGCUGUAGAUGAAAAUGGUUACACACCAGCUUUGGCCUGUGCACCCAAUAAGGACGUUGCUGAUUGCCUAGCUCUCAUCCUGUCCACGAUGAUGCCUGUUUCAUCAAGCAGCACAUUGCCUUCCUUUACAUUCAAUACCAUUAAUCAUUACACCAACACCUCAAAAACUGUCACCUUCGAUUCCUUGCCAGUCAUGAGGAGUGACCAUAGCUCUUAUUGUACUUUCAACAAUAUUGGCAGGGAGGAUGGCUACCCCUACACAGAAGAAGACGAACUCAAUGACUCUGAUUCUGAGACCUAUUGAACGCUUUAUUUUGUAGGUCUGAAGAGUGAACCCGAAGGCUGGAAAGUCAGCAGACUUGGGCUUUUGAAAAAAAAAAAAAAGCUGUCAGAAUUUGAAUACAAAAAGAAGACAGACCUUUGAGAAGAUGUUUUUUAUUGUGGUUGCAUAUAAAAAAAAUCUGUGAGACUCUAGGGGGAUUUUUAAGAGCAUAUUUUGCAGAAGAAGCAUAAAUUCUUGAAUAAGUACUUGGAAUCCGUGGCAAAAAAAAUAAAAUAAAGAAUGUCAAAACUGUUUUAUUUAACUAUUCUACCAUUCUGUUUCUGGUGCCAGGAGUAAUUUCUGCAGACUAGGCACCCUACUUGAUGUAAAUGAUCGACACUAUUGUACAACACAAAGGAUGCUAGAUUUAAAUAUUGUCAAUAAAACUAAAACCAUUUUGAAGGCAAUAAAUGAGUUUGGUACAGUAGGCAUUGUUUGUGCUGCAAAUUGCCAAAGGACCAAAUAACUUAAAGAUUUUUUUUAAUUAAAUACCUUUUUUGUGAAAACUGGAAUAGGUUCUUUGAGAAGUUGUUUUAAUCUUAAUCACUUCUUGGAAAGAAGCUUAGAUUUGGUUUUAAGUGUUGAUUUAUUUUUUUUAUCAUCUAAAAGCCUUCCGACACUAUUAAAUGUACCAUGAAAGAAAGCAGAUGUAUUUUUAAGUUUUGUUUUCUUUUUCUUUUAGAUUAAAUGAAAAUGAACUUGUCAUACUUUUAUAAUACUAAAAUUAAACCAGCUAACAAGGUGAAGUCAGGGUGAAAAAUGUACAGUGUAAUAAACAAGGGAAGGGGUGGGAGAUGUGGGAGGGAAGCAGUAAUUGUUGCACAGUUUUAGAUUUUUUAACUUUUGGGUUUUGGAUUGAGAUUUUUUUAAUUUAAAAUACGUGAGUAACUUGGAAACUAUGAAACUGCAUAAAAAAUUGAAAUGAAAUGUCUUGACAACCCUGUUGUGACUGAGAGUUCUUUUCAACAAUUUGUCCACUUCCUUAUAUCAUAAAAUUGUACGUAAGAUUCAAGCUGUAUGUCCCUAUCACUUUUUUGUUUUUAAAAUCCUGGAGUUACAAGGGAGGGGGAGGGGAAGGUGAAUUUAAAAGUAUAUUUCCCUAUUAGCAGAAAGUACAAUGUCUGGUCUGUGGGAAGAGCUGUGUAUCUUUGUUGUGCUCCUUUUAGAAAGUGAACGGCAGAAACAGGUCCCUGUAAUGUAGUUCAGACUUGCCCGAAGUUUUUUUCUUUUAAUUUAUAACAGACUACUGUGGUUUUUUAAUUGCCUGAAAAAUGAAAAACUGACAUAAGUAAGCUAAAGUUUCAUCUGUUAAAUAUGAAUAUUUACUUUAUUGGGCUCUGCUUUAACUAUAACUGUUACUUUUCAAAUGAAAUUGCUUAUGUACAUGCAAGAAAUACUUGCAUGUCCUGGUAAAGUACAAAUAAAUUACUACAAACUGAUUCCAAUUUCCUUUUUAUCCUUUUUGUAUUGUGAAACUGGAAAUCUUUAUGAUAUUGUAAAUUAUCAGCUGGUUUUCUGAACAUAGUGUGGAAACAUGGGACAAUAUUUUGAUCUAUUUGAUAAUUUUGUGGGGUUUUUUGAAGAAUUAAUGAGCAUGUACAUAGAAAUAGUGACUGCUUGAAUACUGUAUUUACCUGCACUCUUUCAGUACUUCAAGAUUCCUGUAUAUUUUGCGGAGUAUAAUAAAACCCAAAUGUGAGUU